Messenger RNA from Lathyrus sativus (Indian pea), 405 nucleotides. NCBI's taxonomy places the organism in Eukaryota, Viridiplantae, Streptophyta, Magnoliopsida, Fabales, Fabaceae. The record is from the annotation of a GenBank genome assembly.
AUGCUAGCAGCUAUUCGGAGAUUCAACACUGCAGCAGAACAAUCUGCACGGCUAACCAAAUUCUCUCUUCAACCCCCAAAAUACGUAGAAGUAGAAUUUGCCAAUGGUAGUGUAUUCAAGUUGUCUGCUGAGUUUCUCAGAAUAAAUAGCCCAGCAGUUGAUGGAAAAAUCAGAUCAAUUGGAGGUGAAAAGGUGAUAUCGGGAAGACGCCAUGUGGGAAUUAUGUCUGCAGAACCAGUAGGAAACUAUGGGGUAAGGCUCAAUUUUGAUGACUUGCAUAAAACUGGUAUUUAUUCCUGGGAUUACUUCUAUCAUCUAGGAAGCAACAAGUUUACCCUUAUGAGAAAUUACAUUAAAACACUGAAGAAAUACGGGCUUAGUCGAGAUCCACGAGGAAGAAAAUGA